AUGGAAAACCUCCCCUUCAAACGUCGCAAGCAUGGCUUAAACUCACUCUUCGAUCGCAUGGUUGCCACGAUGAAUACCAUUCACCCCUAUCGACGAGCAGCGGGUGCACGGUGGCACCGAGCAUGUUCUUGUGUGGCGCCCUCUUCCAGCGACUGUUAUGCCCAAAAUUCUAUACCCCAACAGUUGGGAAAACUCAGCCAAGAUUUCUUAGCAAGAAAGACGGACGGAACUUGGAGUGUUGAUCCGAAAGGAUCUCACCGGUAUUUCUACGAACAGACUGGUUACCGGGUUGUUAAAGCGGUGGUGCGCCCGGAAAGUUGUACCACACCACUUCCGGACUGGAUGGCGUCCACUCUGUGUGUUUUAGAACCAAACGACCCGUUACGAGCUCUACUUCCGUCUUUGGAGGUUGCACAGACUCCUGUGAGGAAUGUUGGUAAGGUACCCUGCUCACCGCAGGAAGAGCAAAUUUUUGCUUUUUGUUACCCGGAUACGGCAGAUAAAUCAUCGAAUCCCGGUCCCCUUCCCCCAACGUUAUCGCGGGAUCGCAAACACCACACCAUCCGGAAUAACCGAUUGACAGACUCCCUUCCAUCCGUGAAAACGUCUGAUUUUUACUUGCCUACCAGGCCUCCGUAUGCAGUAUCGGACCGCUUUGUAUCCAACCGCAGAGUUCCGUUGUCGUCACACGCUGCUUCUAGCUCCCCCACCUUCUGCAAAUCAGAAGGAUCGACUGCCAUUGGAAGGUACCAUCCUUGCGUUUUCAAGGUUGCCAUUGACGUACCUGGUGAGCCCGAAGGGAGAUUGGACUCCGAUUCUGCAACUGAGGACGUCCUGUCAUGUAAGACUGCAGACAGCAGCUUCGUGUUCGACAUCGACGCUAUCGAUUUCAGCUGGAAACCAUUCCUCAGAUCGAAGGUCAGCGACGGACACCCAGUGUAUCAGCGAGAGAACGAUACUUCGCAACAGAUGUCGCCGUAUUCUCCUGUCAGCGAAGCGUUAGUUUCGGACGGCCUUGGUCCUCAUAGUCCAAUUUAUACUGACAUAAAUCCCACGACCACAACCAGUCCACUAGUGUACGGGCAAAAUGAGCGACCUGUAUGUCUUCCCCCGAUAUCCGAUGACCCCACAGAUCUGCUGCGUGAGGGACCCCCUUACCUUUUGGACAAGGAGGAGCAUAGGAUGUCUAGCUCGGAGAGAGCUUUGCCUGACGAACGCCCGGUGGUGCUGGCGGAACCUUGUGAAUUCAUGACUGCCCGCCCGUCAAGACAUUUUACCAAGCAACGACGAACGAUGCCAGAUCCAGGUGUUCACCCCCCCGGGGAGAAGGCGAGCACCUCAAACCACCACGCCUCGUGGGUAUGA
Molecule: messenger RNA, 1365 nt
Organism: Pisolithus orientalis
Lineage: Eukaryota; Fungi; Basidiomycota; Agaricomycetes; Boletales; Pisolithaceae
Exons: 3
Coding region: 1-1365 (454 amino acids)
Source: RefSeq, a predicted model, not a curated record